GUUUCCAUACUCAAAGUUAAUUCUCUUCUUGACUUAUAUCCAUCCAUGUCGUCUCAAAAGCGGUUAUUUGUCAAAGUUGUUAUACUUGGAGAUAGCGGUGUUGGUAAGACAUGUCUCAUGAAUCAGUUUGUAAACCAAAAAUUUAGCCGUGAGUAUAAGGCUACAAUUGGUGCUGAUUUUUUGACAAAAGACGUGAUUAUAGAUGGAAAAACCGUCACCCUUCAGUUAUGGGAUACCGCAGGUCAGGAGCGGUUUCAGAGCUUAGGCAUGGCUUUUUACCGUGGCGCAGACUGUUGUGUAAUAGUGUAUAAUGUGAAUAAUGCAAAAACUUUUGAAUCAGUGGAGAAUUGGAAACAAGAGUUCCUUCUACAGACAUCUCAAGACGAAUCCACCUUCCCAAUUAUAGUUGUGGGUAAUCAGAUAGACAAGGAUCCUUCUAAACGAGCUGUUUCAUUAAAUCGAGCUUUAGCUUAUUGCAAGUCUAAACGAGAAAGUCCGUUACCUCAUUUUGAAACCAGUGCAAAAGAAAACAGCAAUGUUGCGGCGCUUUUUGAACAAGUCAGUCGACAUGCUCUAGAAAACGAGACCAUUCAUGAUGAUUUUGUUAAUGAUUUUUCAGAACCUCUUAUCCUUUCUAAACCUCCUAAUAAUUCUAAUUGUAACUGCUAGUUGCGUUAAUUACACCGGCUGGUGUACUGUUACUCUUCAUUUCUUUUCGUUGCUAUCCUUUCCAGCUAUAAUUUAAGUGAAUUUGUACCGUUAAAGGAUAAGCUGUCAUUUACGUUUGUGUACCAUAUACACUCUUUCUUUCGUUGUCUGUACUUAUGUAGUAAGAUCUCGGUACCUACUUGCUUUAUAGAUUAUCAAUGUUAAAUAAUUUAGAUUUAAUGAAUUUCGUCAAAAAGAAUGCAUAUAAUACAAUGUCAAUAAUAAAAAUCUCUAAUACCCUUCUUCG
Messenger RNA from Schizosaccharomyces octosporus yFS286, 955 nucleotides. Its product is annotated as GTPase Ypt71. NCBI's taxonomy places the organism in Eukaryota, Fungi, Ascomycota, Schizosaccharomycetes, Schizosaccharomycetales, Schizosaccharomycetaceae. Gene Ontology annotation, molecular function: GTP binding; GTPase activity. Bases 46 to 669 code for a protein of 207 amino acids. The record is from RefSeq and is a predicted model, not a curated record. The transcript has 3 exons. Gene Ontology annotation, biological process: regulation of vacuole fusion, non-autophagic. Gene Ontology annotation, cellular component: late endosome; fungal-type vacuole membrane; vacuole.